AUGAUAUACCUAUCAUGUAUCCUUGCUAAACGUGUGUUGAACAGAAGCCUGGAAUUGGGUAAAAUCUAUAAUCAAAUACAAAGAACAAAUUACCCGGUUUGUACAGCAUUAGCAAGAAGUUUUUGUUCAGCGGACAAUUUAAAAUUACCGCCUGCUGCGACUCUUAUACAAAAUGAUGGGCAUGGAACGGUAGUGCUAUUGGGAACGGUGCAUUUCAGCAAACAAUCAGUCGAAGAUGUUUCUGAGAUAGUAAAAGUAUUGAAUCCAAAUGCGAUUCUUGUGGAAUUAUGUCGGCAAAGAGUGUCACUUCUAGAGCUAGAUGACAAAAAGUUUUUAGAAGAUGCCAAAAAUUUUGAUGCUCAGAAGUUAAAAGAAGCGGUAAAAGGUCAGAGUUUUGUAUCUGGUAUGCUGCAUGCAAUGUUAUUAAAAACCUACGCUGAUAUCGCAAAAGAGCUAGGAGUCGCACCGGGAGGAGAGUUCCGCAGAGCUUACCAUGAGAUGAAAAAGAUCCCUGGAUGUAAACUAUUCCUAGGUGAUCGACCAAUACAAAUAACAAUAGCUCGAGCUUUUCAAUCUCUAAGUGUAUACGAAUUGGGACAAGUUAUGUAUCAUCUUACGACGUCAAACCCAAAACCAUUAGACAAACAACAGCUGGAAAAAUAUAAAGAUCGCGAUUUUGUCCAAGCACAAUUCGAGGAAAUAACAAGGGAUGUGCCGGCAUUUAAAAAAAUAUUCCACGUUUUCGUCGAUGAGCGGGAUAAGUGUCUAGCAUAUUCGUUGCAAGAAUGUGUUCGUUCUGUAAACAGCCCACGGGUCUUGGCAGUGGUGGGUAUGGGUCAUGUGGAUGGCAUUGUCAAAUAUUAUGGUAAAAUGAAACAGGAAGACAUUGUGCCGCUACUGUUUGAUCAGGCGAGCAAUUCACGGACUUGA
This is a messenger RNA of Arctia plantaginis, 930 nucleotides long. The record is from the annotation of a GenBank genome assembly. NCBI's taxonomy places the organism in Eukaryota, Metazoa, Arthropoda, Insecta, Lepidoptera, Erebidae.